Messenger RNA from Alnus glutinosa, 2131 nucleotides. RefSeq lists its product as uncharacterized. Bases 71 to 2038 code for a protein of 655 amino acids. The record is from RefSeq and is a predicted model, not a curated record. The transcript has a single exon. Lineage: Eukaryota; Viridiplantae; Streptophyta; Magnoliopsida; Fagales; Betulaceae.
UAAAAAGUAAACCCUUCCUAGCUAGCUUCUUCGUCAUUCAGUCUAAUCUCACUCGAUCUUACUCUCUCACAUGCUCAUGAAUCCCACCGGAACCAUCGUCUUCUCCACCGUGGGUAGGCCCCACUACGGCUUCGAUCUCUUCUCUGUUGAGCUCGACCCCACCGCCACUCUCGGCUCUGACCACCGUCUCACUGAUGGCAUCUCCAUCAACUUCAACGCCCAGUUCCUCGACGACGAUGAAACCCUCGUCUUCGUCUCCGAGCGUACCGGGUCUUCCCGUAUCUACCUAACCCGACCUGGACUCCCCAGCCCCAAACCGCUUCCUUCUAUCCCCGCCAGCCUCUUCCACGACCGCCCCGUUGUCAAGAACAACCGGCUCUACUUCAUCUCAGCCCACGAACAACCCGACCUUGCUUUCAAGAGCUGGUCCGCUCUCUACUCCACCCGGGUCGACGAUUUGGAUCUUACCCGGCUCACCCCGUACGGUGCCGUUGAUUACAGUCCCGCUAUUUCUCAGUCCGGGAAUUUCAUAGCCGUCGCGUCGUACGGGUCUCGUCCUUGGGACGGUGAGUUCCACGAGCUCCACACUGAUAUUGUUGUGUUUCAAGAAUCCGACCCGAAUAACCGGGUCACUGUGUGCGAACGAGGUGGUUGGCCCACCUGGUCAGGUGAUUCGGUAAUCUACUUUCACCGCCAAGCCGAAGACGGUUGGUGGAGCAUUUUCCGGGUUGAUUUCCCGGAAAAUCUCGAGCUUCUUUACGGUCUUCCAAACAGUGCCAUUCGGGUCACUCCGCCCGGGCUCCAUUGCUUCACUCCUGCAGCCAUGCACGACGGUAAACGAAUCGCCAUCGCCACUCGGCGGCGCGAAAAGAAUUUCCGGCACAUCGAGAUCUUCGACACCGAGUCGAAGACGUUCCACCCGGUGACCGAGUCGGUGAACCCGAAUUUCCACCACUACAACCCGUUUGUCUCUCCGGGUUCCCGGUUCCUCGGGUUCCAUCGGUUCCGGGGCGAGUCGAUCCAAGGCGAGUCGACGAUUCAGCAUCUUGACCCAGUAAUGUCUCCAGUUGAACAACUCCGAAUCCUUAGAGUAAAUGGUUUUUUUCCUUCAUUUUCUCCCAACGGUGAGUUUAUUGCGUUCAAUCACGACUUCGAAGGCAACUCCGGUCUGAAGGUCGUGAAAUCGGACGGUUCUAAGCGGUGGACUCUACUGAAGGGCCGUCCAACGUUUUACAACUCGUGGAGUGCCACAGAGAAACACGUUCUGUACACCUCGGUGGGCCCGAUAUUUGAGUCAGUGAGUGCCACGGUCCAGAUCGCGAGGAUCAAGUUCGACCCGGCAGAACUGGACGGUGAUCGCGAGGAGAUCCAGUGCGACGUGAAGAUUUUGACGAGAGAGGAGACGGGGAAUAACGCCUUCCCCUCCUGCUCGCCAGACGGCAAGUCCGUCGUGUUCCGGUCUGGAAGGUCUGGGCACAAGAAUUUGUACAUAGUGGACGCCGUUAACGGCGAGUUCAAUGGCGGUAUACGGCGGUUAACGGAGGGCCCGUGGAUCGAUACCAUGCCCAGCUGGUCACCUAACGGAGAUCUCAUUGCAUACUCAUCCACUAGGCACAAUCCGGAUAAAGUUGAGGCGUUCAGCAUUUACGUAAUCAAACCUGACGGCUCUGAUCUGCGGAGGAUCCACGUGGCGGGAUCGGAGGGUUCGGGUGAUGUGGAUAGGGAGAGGAUUAACCACGUGUGCUUUAGCGCGGACGGGGAGUGGCUGUUGUUCACGGGUAACUUGGGCGGUGUGACGGCUGAGCCGGUGUCGUGGCCCAAUCAGUUUCAGCCAUAUGGGGAUUUGUACGUGGUGAGGUUGGACGGGAGUGGGCUGAAGAGACUGACAUGGAAUGGGUUCGAGAAUGGCACGCCAGCGUGGCACUCGGGGGAUGAGCUGGACAUGGGGCGCUUGUGCUUGGGAAGUGAGGUUGGAGAUAAGCUGAGAGGGCGGUUUGAUGAACCGUUGUGGAUCUCUAGUGAAGGAGUUGAGUCUUAAUUGUGCGAUGCGUGUGCAAUCAAUCUACUUUCCCUUUCCUUAUAUUUGUGAAUGAAUAAGAUCUAUUCCGAGUAGGAAUAAAUCGUUAUGAAA